AUGGCGACGCCAAGUGCAUCCUGGAAUGUGGUAGUCGGAGAUCAUCCCGGAUCGUCCUGGGAGGAUAUCUUCUGCGAGCCUGACUGGGCCAUUCUGCAUGGACACAAUCACCAUGUUGGCUACAAGAACCGAGAGAACCGAACUGCAGGUUUGACGUCGGAGAAUGAGGGGCUCGGCGCAACCAGAGAGGUGGAGGAUCCGAGCGACCCGUUCCUGGAGAUAUCCAGACAAGGCAAAUUCGUCAGCUUCAGAGACCUUUUUGCGGCUCAACCAGACUAUCAUCUCACACACCCAGAAAAUCGUUCCCUAGGGUGGCGGUAUGCUCUUGGAACUACAGAAGACUGGGUGAAGUAUGGGCAGGCUUGGCCCGCAAACAUUCAGGCGAAAAAGAAGGAGACGCAAUCAGGGAACAAGGAUGACAAGCAGAGACAGGCUAAGCAGGAGGAUGGGGGAGACAACGCGGGUAAUGAUCAAGAUAUGGAUGGAGCACAUGUCGCAGAUGAGGGAAAUAACAGCGAGCAAGCGCGAGAACAUGCUGCUUUGCUCAAGGUGCUCAAGGAAGAGGCAGACUAUAUCAGAUCACUGGGUCAGAACGAUGGUAGGGGGGAGUCUCCCCACGCUCAUAGCCGACCAGAUGUCUACAUCAACGAGGCGGACCAAUUCACCCCUGACAAUUGGCUUCCGCGAACCACAGAUUUCAUACGACUGACAGGCAAACAUCCAUUGAAUGCGGAGCCCCAUCUUACGCACCUUUUCCACGCUGGUCUCAUUACACCCAACGAACUUCACUACGUCCGGAAUCACGGAGCAGUGCCUCGCCUCCUAUGGGAAGACCACAAACUUGAUAUUCAUCAUGGAAAACUCGUAUUAUCUAUGGAUGACCUGAAAACCAAGUUCGACCCGAUCAACAUCCCCGUUGCUCUAGCUUGCGACGGCAACCGACGGAGGGAGCUCAACAUGAUACGUCGCUCUGCAGGCUUCAACUGGGGCGCUGGAGCAGUAAGCUGCGCAUACUGGAGAGGCCCACUGUUGCGUGAUGUUCUCUUAGCAGCCGGAUUUCCAGAUUCCAUGCCUAGUCAUCAGAAACGGAGGUAUUGGGUCAAUUUCGAAGGCUCAGAUGAGCUAAGUGAAGGGAAAUAUGCGACAUGCAUACCUUUGAAGUAUGCUAUGGACGUCACCAACGACGUUAUCCUGGCAUAUGACAUGAACGACCGUCCCUUACCUCCAGAUCACGGAUAUCCUGUCAGGGUGAUCAUUCCAGGGUAUGUCGGGGGACGCUGUGUGAAAUGGCUGCGCAGAAUCUGGAUCACAGAUCACGAGAACGACAGCUACUAUCACCUAUGGGAUAACCGAGUGCUUCCCAGUUUUAUAAAGGAAAAGGAGGAUGAACUCGCCGCGGUGAUGUUCAGUCACCCUGACACCUCGUGCAACGAGCAGAACCUGAACUCGGUCAUUGCGAAGCCCGCCCAUGGUGAGCGGAUUAAAAUCACAGGGUUGCAAAACGGGCAGACCUACCGUGUAGCCGGUUACGCGUACGAUGGCGGCGGCCACGAAAUUCAGCGGGUCGAACUUUCGCUGGAUGAUGGCAGAACCUGGCUCUACUGCGUACGGCGGUUUCCAGACGCGCCUAUACGUCACGGGAAGAAGUUCUGGACCUGGGUUCAUUGGCACAUCGAUGUGCCGGUUAUGGAGCUCGCCAAAACCACGGCCAUCGCAGUCCGAUGCUUCAAUGUCUUCAAGAACACUCAGCCGCGUGAACCGUCAUGGAAUAUCAUGGGCAUGAUGAACAACUGCUGGUAUGUUGUGAAACACGAGGUGGUUGAAGGGGACUCGGAUGGAGAGCUGUCUUUACUCAUCCGACAUCCGGUCGAGCCGGGUACUGGAAACGGUGGUUGGAUGAAGCCCAGCAUCGAAAAUCAGCUGGAAGAGGUCAAGCGGGAAGCGGGGACGCCAAAGAAGCAGUUUACACGAGCCGAGAUUGAAGGGCACGAUAAGGAAAAUGACUGUUGGAUCGUCGUGGACGGGAAGGUGUACGAUGCGACUAGUGUCCUCUCAUGGCAUCCAGGCGGAAAGUCUGCAAUACUGGGACAUGCAGGCAAAGUCCAUCAAGAGACAUCGGACGAGUUUUCUGCUAUUCACGAUGAUUUUGCAUACCAAAAGCUGAAAGAGUGUAUUCUCGGCACGGUCACCGACAAAGUCAGGGAUUUUAUCCAGAAGCGGGCAGAAGAUACUGCACGCGAGUUGGAGAAGUCGGGCAAGCAAGACGAGCGUGUUGCUUUGAAGAAGCAUCGUUGGGUACCGGUGAAGUUGCUCCGUCGAGAACGGCUUUCGGGGGAUACGAGGUCGUAUACUUUCUCUUUACUCGAAGACAAGCCCAUGCUGGGAUUGGGGACGUGUCAACACGUACAGGUUGGUUUCCACAUGAAGGACAAGAUGCUCAUUCGAUCCUACACGCCAACGAAACCUAUCCUGCCCGCUCCGGGCUCCGGAGAAAAUCAGGGAAACCGCCAAGUUGGAGGCGGCACGGAUAAAACAGAGCUAACUGACGGUUCCGGCACAUUUGAGCUGACGGUAAAGACUUAUUUUCCAGACCAGAAUCAGCCGGGUGGAGCAAUGUCCAACCUGCUAGAUUGCAUGCCUUUGGGUGAAGAAAUUGAACUCCGAGGGCCAACAGGAGAGAUUGUGUACAAUGGACAAGGCUUGUUCGACGUUGAAGGUAAGCACAUGCGAUUCAAGCACGUCUCUCUCGUUCUCGGCGGGAGCGGAAUAACACCCGGCUAUGCUCUGGUUGCGAGGAUACUGCUUUCGGAUGGUGAUAGCACGCCAAUUCGAGUGGUGGAUGCAAACAAGAGCGAAAGCGAUAUUCUGCUCAAAGGAGAUCUAGACCGACUGGAAGAGGGGAGUGAAGGGAGGUUGAAAGUCACGCAUGUCUUGAGUCAUCCGAGCGAAAAGUGGGAGGGGUUGAAGGGAUUUGUCAAUCCCGAAAUCCUUAAGGGGAAUCUCUUUAAACCGGAAGAAGGGUCCGUUGUCUUUAUGUGCGGACCGCCAGCCAUGAUUCAAAAGGCGGUACUGCCGGCCUUGAAAGACUGGGGUUACAUUGAGGGGAAGAACAUGUUUGGAUUCUAG
Molecule: messenger RNA, 3126 nt
Organism: Eremomyces bilateralis CBS 781.70
Lineage: Eukaryota; Fungi; Ascomycota; Dothideomycetes; Eremomycetales; Eremomycetaceae
Product: nitrate reductase
Exons: 5
Coding region: 1-3126 (1041 amino acids)
Molecular function (GO): molybdenum ion binding; oxidoreductase activity
Source: RefSeq, a predicted model, not a curated record